Molecule: messenger RNA, 3422 nt
Organism: Anastrepha ludens (Mexican fruit fly)
Lineage: Eukaryota; Metazoa; Arthropoda; Insecta; Diptera; Tephritidae
Gene: smid
Product: nuclear valosin-containing protein-like
Exons: 11
Coding region: 106-3210 (1034 amino acids)
Biological process (GO): ribosome biogenesis
Cellular component (GO): nucleus
Molecular function (GO): preribosome binding; ATP hydrolysis activity; ATP binding
Source: RefSeq, a predicted model, not a curated record
UUCUGGCAUCUCUGUGAAUUAAACGCUUUAGUAGCGGGCGUCGGGAUUUUGAUAAAAGUUUACUAUAUUUUCAGCUGCCCAAUAUCGUCUAGAAAAGGCAUAAAAAUGAAGAAAAGUAAACCUGUGCUACAUGAUCCUCUAAUAAUUAAUCGCGUUAAGCAGUAUUUGGAAGAAAACGUAGAUAAGAAGUUUUUGGACGUGAGCGUGAUGACCAGACAGCUGAUGGAGCGUUAUCCGGAUUACACACGUCGUAAACAAGCGCCAUUUCGAGCUCUAGUUGAGCAAGCUUAUCGCGUUGUGUCGCAUAGUUACGGUUUGGAAAGUCAGCCUUCAAGCGGAGAGGAUUCGGAUGGUUCUGAUCUGGAAGUAAUGGAUGAUUCUGUGUCUAGCAAUUUGAUGAAUAAUUUAAUGAAUAAUCUCUAUCAAAAACCCAAGGGAAAUGCUUCAAAGUCAGCAGUGACAAAACAAUCUGCCGGCGAAGCGAUUGAUAUCAGCAGCGAUGACGAUAGUGCAGAUGAUAAUUGUGCCAAUGGCAAGUCAACUGACGGAAAUCUCAAUGCCACUAGUACAACAAAAUCUUACUCCGGUGUUAUACUUACGAAAUCCAAUGUUCCACCGGAAUCAUCUUCCAAGGGAUCGUCUACAUCAGCCACCACAGAUUCCACGGGCGGUAUGUCUGUAACAUCCGGUGCCCAGAAGCGUCACGAGUUUCCGGAGUCAACUGACCAGCAUCAGCAAGAACAACAACAACCAAAUAAAAAGCGUAAGUUGGAGAUGAAUGGAGAAAAGAACGAGAGGUCUUCUCAACCAUACGAGAGGGUUCAUAAUGAGCAUCAGACCCAUCCAUUACGCCAACAAAGUCAGCGUUUCAAUCGCUUAUCCAAUUACAAUCAUCAAAACAGCGAUCCAGCUUCAGUUCCCUUUCCAACUUUGGCCUCUAAUCAAAUAAAUCAACUACGUCAGCGCAAAUUCAAAAAGGAGGUUUCCCUUCGGAAGUCACGCGAAUCUUUCCAAGACAUUGGUGGCAUGGAAAAAACGUUGAAAGAACUUUGUGAAUUAUUAAUGCAUAUAAAAUCACCGGAUAUUUAUUUUGUAUUGGGGUUAAUGCCACCACGUGGCUUACUACUACAUGGACCACCCGGUUGUGGUAAAACUCUGCUUGCACAUGCCAUUGCUGGGCAACUAAAUUUACCUUUGAUUGAGGUCGCUGCUACAGAGCUGAUUGCUGGAGUGUCGGGCGAGUCGGAAGAACGUAUACGUGAUGUAUUUGAGCAGGCGACUAUUUAUGCACCUAGCGUUUUGUUCAUCGAUGAAAUUGAUGCUAUUUCUUCAAAUCGCUCUAUGGCACAAAAAGAUAUGGAACGGAGAAUUGUAUCACAAUUGAUUAGCAGCUUAGAUAAUUUGAAAAUGACAGAAGAUGGUCAAAGUGUUUUGGUAAUAGGCGCAACCACACGACCUGAUGUCCUUGAUCCGGCAUUACGUCGUGUUGGACGUUUCGAUCAUGAGGUUGCUAUAGGCAUUCCAACACGUAAGGAUCGCAAAGAUAUAUUGACAAUAAUUUGUUAUGGUCUCUCAGUGGACUCUAAAUGCGACUUCGAUAAGAUAGCAGAACUGACACCAGGCUAUGUGGGUGCUGAUCUCUUGGCACUAGUUUCACGUGCUGCAACUAUCGCUGUUAAAAGGAAGUGUGCAGAUUGUAUUCGCGCUUUUCAGUUAGAAUCACAGCGCAAUAUAACCAUAGUUGAUUUGGACGAUGAAGCAGAUGAAAGCACGGAUGCUAGCAACAAACAAGCUGAUCAAAACAAAUCUGCCAAAGGUGAAGUUUUAAAUGCUGCACUUUCCAAGUCAGUCGACGGGCAAACAGUAGAUGAAGAGUCAAAUAAGGAACCUAACGGGGCUCUAAAGGAAGCUACAGCAGAUGCCGAGAAAAAUACGGAAAGUAAUUCUAAUGGACCAUCGACGGAGAAAGUAUCAACUUCAGAAAAAAAGGUUACGGAAACAAUGGAUGUUGACGAAGAAGGCGGAGAUGUAUCCAAGGCCGAAGAAAAUGCAAACAAAACUACAAAUGCUCAAAUGGCGGACAGUAGCGAAAAAAUGUCGGAAGUGGUUUCCACCACAGACAACAAAAAAUUAAAGGAUCCUCCAAACACAUCAGCGUCUAAGGCGAACAUAGCAGAAGGACAAAAUAUUCCAGAACCAUCACUUAUAGAGCUUUUGAAUUGGUUAGAUAAUCCACCUACCGAUUUAUCAUAUGCUACGGAAUUCUGCAUAACAUUAGAAGAUUUCUUGGAAGCUGUUAAAGUCGUGCAGCCGUCAUCGAAGCGUGAAGGUUUUAUAACAGUGCCUGACGUGACGUGGGCCGAUAUCGGCUCACUACAGGGCAUACGUGAAGAGCUGCAGCUGGCAGUGCUGGCACCUGUGAAAUUCCCAGAAAAGUUAAUUACAUUAGGUUUGACAGCGCCCUCCGGUAUUCUGCUUUGUGGUCCACCUGGUUGUGGAAAAACAUUACUUGCCAAAGCUGUAGCCAAUGAGGCAGGCAUUAAUUUUAUAUCUGUUAAGGGCCCCGAAUUAAUGAAUAUGUAUGUUGGUGAAAGCGAGCGAGCGGUGCGGGCAUGCUUCCAACGUGCACGCAAUUCGGCGCCGUGUGUAAUCUUCUUCGACGAAUUUGAUUCACUAUGUCCGAAGCGUUCGGAUACAAAUGAAGGCGGUUCGGGAACGCGUGUUGUUAACCAAUUACUUACCGAAAUGGAUGGCGUUGAGGAGCGCAAAGGAGUUUAUAUUUUGGCAGCAAGUAAUCGGCCAGACAUUAUAGAUCCCGCUAUUUUGCGACCCGGCCGUUUAGAUACCAUACUGUAUGUGGGUCUGCCACAGAAAGAAGAACGCGCCGAAAUACUGCAGGCUGUAACAAAGAAUCGUACAAGGCCUGAAUUGGCAGAGGAUGUAGAUUUUACUGCAUUAGCUGAAAGUACAGAUGGCUACACCGGUGCCGAUUUGGCAGGUCUCGUGCGGCAAUCCGCCAUGUUGGCUUUGAAAGAGUCUAUCCACAAUCCAGACUCGACCGAUUUGCGCGUGCGAAAGGAACACUUUGAUCAAGCUCUGAAACUUUUGCGACCUUCAGUUAGCGCGCAGGAUCGUAAAACAUAUGAAAAAUUGCGUUUGAAGUAUGCGGCCCCAAGGAUCCCGACAACCAUGACGGAAAACGCUGAAUAAAUAUAGGCAUACAUUAAAAAAAAAAGUUAGUUAACGAUUGGCAGAUGAUUAUUGUAGUUCCGCAUUUUAUGCAUCUAUAAAAUAUAUGUACAACAGCAUCAGAUCUUUUUUGUUUUCAAGUUACAAAGUGCCGAACUUGAGUAUAAUUUUGUAUUAACAAACUAUUCCGUGAAUUCAAGUUCGAUGUAUUUUGUAAAUCGUUAAAUCAUUCA